AUGGUCAAUGUUACUACCAGUGGUAGUAGUAGUAGGAGAGCUUCACAACGCCUACAAAGAAAACGGAAAUUUGUUGAUGACAGUGGUAGUAAUGUUAGUCCGAGUAAUGAAGGACCGAUAAAAUUUGAUGUUGAUAACAAUGUUAACGAAGAUAUUGUUGUUGAUACCACUUCUGCUGCUUCACAUUGUAAAGUUGAUGCUAAAACUGAUGAAGAAACUAUAAAUAAUGUGCCUAUUAACGAAGAAUCUAUCAAUGAAGAAGAAAAUGCUAUAAACGAUAGUCAAAUUGCAAAACAGCAACAAAUUGAUGAUGAGGUACAUCUUGAUCAUGAGGAAAGUAUGAAUGAACAUAUUGAUGUAGAAGAUGAAAAAUAUCAUCAAGAUCAUUCAGAAAAAUUAAAAGAAGGCACUAGAGUUGUAGAACAUGACCAAGAUAGAAAUGAUGCUAUAUUAGUUGAUGAGGAACAUUUACAAGGACAUGAAGUUAUUCGAAUGUAUAGUCCUGGUGGUACGACAGAAUAUGUUCAAAUAGCUGAUGGUGACAUUCCAGAUGGUGAGACUGUUUAUGUUGACGAAAAUGGUGUUAUUCUUGGUAGUGUGCCGCCAGAAGAAUUGCAUGAAUUUGAAAAUGCCGUUCAACCACCACCACCAAGAAGUACAAUGAUUGCAACAACUGGUAGUGAUACUGGUGAACCAAGAGAAGUUGAAUUUAGUUUUUAUGAUCAGAAAAAUGUUUGUUGUGGUAUGUGCGGUGAAGUUGUACCAUUUGAUUCUUUAAUGAGUCAACAUUUACCCGAAAGACAUCCCGAAAUAAUGAAUGGUAAUGGUUCUGUUGAUUUUGAAGAAGUUCCAUACUCUGAAUGGUUAAAAGAUAAAUUACAUAAACAAAAAGUAUCAAUAGAUGGAAGUAAUAGAAACAUAGUAAAUAAUAGUGAUUCAUACGUCGGCAUUCCUGGACCAGCAACUCAAAGACAUCCACCUUAUGCUCCACCAAGAUCAAAUGGUGAGCGUGUCUUACGUAAAGUUUCACAAGUUCGAGUUAAUCCAACAGAAAUGACAAUACCACAACUUGAAAAUGCUCUUAGAAAGAAGAUGGUUGAAAAAAUGGGGAGAAAAGUACCUGUAACAUUAGUUGAUAAGCAGCAUGCACAAUGUGGUAUAUGUCAAGCAAUAGUAUCAUUAAAUAAAAAAUUUGAAAUUGUUCAUCUUGUAAGGCAUUUCAAUGCUUGGCAUCCAAGCGUUCACAGAUGUAGUGGUAGUUGGCCAGGAUUAAAAGGUAACACUCCGGGAACACAGCAAGCCGGUGUACCGAAACCAUUAAGUUGUGUUGAUUUUGCAAUAGUUGACUCAAAUAUCAAUGCAAAUGAUAAUUUACAAUGUAUUUGGUGUGGUAUGUUUAUGGAUACUCAAGCUCUUGCAAUGCAUUUUUAUGAAGUUCAUCCCUCUGAGGUUGAAGUUCCAAGAUGUCAUUUAUGCUUAUUAGAGUUGGUAGUUAAUGCUAGAUUAUCAGAAAAAUUUGGUACAGAUUUUCAGAUAACUCUUCCUGAUGAACAUCAUUUUUAUUGUGGAAAAUUUGGUACUAAAUAUUCUAAAGAAAAAGAUCUAGAAAAAGGCAUUGUUGCAAAGUUAAAAAAAAUGGAAACAGGAAAAGAUGAUGAUCUUCCUGAUAAUGAUGAUGAAGAUGAUAAAGGAGAUCCUGAUAGUGGAAAUAGUACUACUACAAAUAAAAUAGCACCUGUGCCUGAAAGUUUUUCUAAUAGUCGUAUGUCCUUGGGUCGUCGAUCUAAACCUAAACGUCACUUUGUUCAACCAGCACUUCGUCAAGCAGCACCAAAAGAUUCUCAAUUUAUUGAAGUUGUCUCUUUAUGUCAUUGGAAAUGUAAACUUUGUGGGGAUGGUAUUAUGGCUGCUGUAAUAUCAGCUGGUGCAAUACGUCAUUUUAGAAGCAAACAUCCAGAUGUAUUAGAUCAAGUUCAAGUAGAACUAUGCAAAGCACGAUUAGAAAAAGUGUCAGAUGGAUGUAUGGAAUUUAUCAAUCCAACAUGUAUAGAAUGUCGUGUUUGUCAGAUGUCGUAUCCUUUACACAAACCAUAUAAUAUGUGUAGAGCAAUUCGACAUUUAAAAGCAAAACAUCCUCAAUAUAUGCCAGAAUACAGUACUGAUAAUGAUCCUAAUAAACCUCCUGGUGAGGAAGCUACAACAUCAAUGAUGGAUGAUAGUAAUUGCUUUAACAAUGAUACAAUCUUUAACGAAUCGCAGGGAAAUACCACUUCAUCAGGUGGUUUAGGUGGGCAAGAAAUAAAAGUUGGUGAAAUGGUAACAGAUCCAAAUAUUAUUGCUGAGUUAAAAGAAAAAUAUGGUGUAGAAUUUGACAAAGUUCAACAAGUAACAAAUUCAAGUGGUGAACAAAUAUAUAUCUUAAUGACUGAUGAUCAAGAACUUGAUGAUUCAACAAUUCAAAUGGUAUAUAAAUUUAACGUUUUUAUAGUUAUUUAUUAA
Messenger RNA from Strongyloides ratti, 2499 nucleotides. RefSeq lists its product as hypothetical. The record is from RefSeq and is a predicted model, not a curated record. The transcript is spliced from 3 exons. NCBI's taxonomy places the organism in Eukaryota, Metazoa, Nematoda, Chromadorea, Rhabditida, Strongyloididae. The coding region runs from base 1 to 2499 and encodes 832 amino acids.